AAACUUUGAUAACUCGCUCGCUCACGCUCGCGACACACACUGAUCCACGAAUAAACAAGUCGUUUCUUUAAACAAGUCUUCUUUCUCUCUCGGGCCCUCUUUGCGGCCCAACAGCCGCUACAACGAUCCAGCAACCAUAUACAUAUCUCGAGAUUAUUCUUUAUAUUCCCUCGAGGAAUAAUCUUCUCGGCUCCCUGACGAAACAACCAGUGACGCGUUGUUUACAACUGCCUGUGACGCUUGGGCCAUUUGCCUCGAUCGUUUUCUAUGGUUUUGGCUUUUGUUGGUAUACGAGUUGAUCGACGUAUCGAUCGCCCAAAUGCGAAGAUCAUCCAUUCCUUCCAUCCAGAUAGAGAUGGCGGCUUUGAAAAAUCCAAGUCAAUUAGCCGAAACCCAGGACGUGGAGUUAACAUCACGUAGGAUCUUUGGGACCUUUUGGAAACAUCGGCUUUGGUUUUGGCGUGGUUUUCUUCUUCGCUCCAAAGUCAGAGUCUGUGCCAAGAUAUUCGUACGGAUGGCGCGUGUGUACGGAUAACUGUUAUUCCCCUGCGUUGGAUCCGGCCAGCCGACGGUCCAGAUGCGUCGCCCCGGGCUUGAAAAGCUCUCCCGGUUUGGCUGGAGCGCUGGCAUUGAUAGAGCUUUGAUCGAAUCGAGCAAUCGCUCCUCUUUUAUCUUUUUCUUAAUUUUUUUCUUCUUCUCCCGAUCAAGUCGCCGCGGAUCAUUUUCCCUGACCAGUUCGCUCGCUCCGCCCCGGGAAAAUGUGACCAACAGGAGGAAGAAGAAGAAAAAGAGAUUGAUUAGGUCUGUAGCGCCGCGAUCGCCGAUCGAUCGACUAGGAAAUGUCCCAAGAGGAUGAAGCCCAAUGUGACAGUUUGAAACGAUCGCCGCCACGGCCACCACCACCACCGCUAGCGCCACUGCCAGAGAAUUCCUCCAGCGCCACCACCACCACCACCGCGCACGGCUACCCAAUUGACCAAUUCCUCCAGCAGCACGAGAUUGUCCGAUCGAGCGCCACCACUCCCCUGCGAUUGCUACUCUCGCGACUCCGGUGGGGGAUCAUCAGGCCACCAUUCCCCGCCAGCGCCUUCUCGAUCGAUGGCGAUGAGGAGGAGAGGAUCAAGAGGAGCAGUAGCAAGGAGAGAGGAAGAUCAUACGUGCUGCUGCCACGGUGGAUUUCCAGCCGCCUCACCUUCUACCGCCUCCACCUCGCGUACUUCGUCACCAUCGCCUGGGUCGCAUCGAUCUGCCUGUGGCUUUUCCCCAAGAGCGAUCGCGCCGGGGCGGACAAGCUGGCCUUCAUCGACUGCGUCUACAAUGCCGUGUCCUCGGUGUGUACCACGGGCCUCAUCAGCGUCCGGAUGACCAGCUUCUCGCUGCCGGACAACAUCCUCAUCAUGAUCCUCUUCACGCUGGGCAGCCCGAUCUUCACGUCGGUGCUGCCGCUCUACAUCCGCCUCUUCCAGUUCCGCAAGAACAUCGUGGAGAUCGAGCACCACCUCGGGCAGCCCGAGGUGGCGGCGGCAGCGGAGCUGGAGUCCGAGGGCGAGCCCGAAGCCAAGUCCGAGAUCGAGUCCGUGGUGUCCGAGAUGGAGGCCGAGGUGGUGCCCGAGGUGGUCGGGCACCGGAUCAUCACGCGGCGGCGCUCCGCCAAGAACAUCCACGCCGCCAACGCCGUGACCAAGCUCCGUGACGCGCUGGCCACCAUGCGGCUGGAGCACGACGCGCUCGUCUCGCUCAAUUGGGUCGUCUCGAUCUACUUCGUGGUGUGGACGAUCCUGGGCUUCCUGGUGCUCGAGAUCCUGCUCCAGUGCUCCGCUAAGGACAUGGCGGUGCUGGAGCAAAGGUCUGUCAACCAUCUCUUCUUCUCGCUCUUCGCAUCAAUCUCCACCUUCACGAACUCGGGGAUAUUGCCGCUCGACGAUAGUAUAGCCGCGUUCCGGGAGAACAACGGGAUCCUUCUCUGGCUCUCGAUCUUGAUCCUGGUCGGGAACACCCUCUUCGCGCCCUGCCUCCGCACCACCAUCUGGUGCCUCAAAUCGCUCAGCGCCACCCCGGCCAGGAGAGCGAUCUACGACUAUCUUCUCAAGAAUCCUCGGCGCUGCUUCACUCAUCUCUUCCCCAGGAAUCAAACCAUCUGGCUCGUCGUCACCGUCAUGGGAUUCAAUGCCUUCGAGAGCGCCUUCUUCUACAUUCUCAGCUGGCGGUCGCAAGCGCUCGAUGGCUUGACCACGCCGCAGAAGCUCGUCAACGGGAUCUUCCAGUCCAUCACAACGCGCAGCGCCGGCGAGAACGUCGUCUCCAUCUCCGCGCUCUCGCCAUCCAUGCUAGUCCUUUACAUUGCCAUGAUGUACAUUGCGGUGUAUCCCGUCUAUCUCUCUCGCCAAAACUCGCAAGCCCAAGACGAGAGCGUGGAGAAAACUAGCAAAAAGAUCCAAGACCACGGCAAAAAAAAGAAGAAGAAGAAGAAGGGUGAUUUCUCCAUAGCCAGCCAGUCCAAGCGGCUGAUAGCUACCGACACGGCCUAUCUCUUCAUCUCGAUCUUCGUGCUGUGCAUCAUCGAGAACCGAAAGAUCAACGAUGAUCCACUCAACUUUUCCAUCUUCAACAUCAUCUUCGAGGUCAUAAGUGCUUAUGGCAACGUCGGUUUGUCACUGGGCUACAGUUGCUCGCUGUUGCGAAAGCUGACUUCGUUUAGCUCCGACACAUCGUGUGAAGAUGUGCCUUACAGUUUCUCUGGCACCUGGAGCGUCCCGGGCAAGCUCCUCAUGAUCGUCAUCAUGUUUCUCGGCAGGCACCGUGGGCUACCCGAUAACAUGGACUCUGCCUUGCAAAUCCCAAAGAGUUUCUUCACCACCACCAAGCGCGACCAAAACUAUCAGCACCACCACGAAAAUGGUAUCAGCUUGGACCAUCAACCCGUGGAGAUCCACCCCGAGUACGUGGUGGAGAUUCCGGCAGCCGUGGAUUUCUCGGUCGUGGAGAUUGAUGGCGAUCAAGCUCGUCAGCAAUGCUCUUGCGGGCCGGAUCAUCCCGACCGGUUGGAGCUUCAAAAGCUGGACCGGUUUCCAGUCGUGUGAGGACUGCGAUGCGCCUCAAUAAUGGACACGACCGGCUGUUUGUGGAUUUGAGGAGGUGAGGAGGACUCAACCAAGGGAGAAAGAUGGCGACCAGGAAGGAAAGAAAGAAAAAAACAAUUUUGCUUCGAAAGGAUGGAUGCUGUUCUUCCGGGACGCUUUCCUCGACUCCACAGCCCGUUGACGGCGACUUCCAACACUUGCAAGAAACUCUGCAGUGAUAAGAAAGCCGGGACAAGUUGACGACUUUGAAGAGAUGGUCAGUCGUAAUAGUUUCUCUCGCUCACUUAUAUAAGCAAACGAGAGAGAGAGAGAGAGAGAGAGAGAGAGAGAUAGAUACAAUUUGGGACAAGGGAUCGAGAAAACUUCCUUCUUUUUUGGGCGCUUCUGGCCUGGCCUGCGUCUCUCGACAAAGACGUGUGCGUAACAUGGCAGCAGGGCCCUUCCUUUCUAUCUUUUCGGUGGCUCCAGUGGGAUGGAGACGAUGACUCGAAAGUGGACGAGUCACGACGUUGUCAAAAUGUCUUGACAACGAAAAAAAGGACUUUUUUAUAGAUUUUUUACGUUUCUGGUU
Molecule: messenger RNA, 3651 nt
Organism: Selaginella moellendorffii
Lineage: Eukaryota; Viridiplantae; Streptophyta; Lycopodiopsida; Selaginellales; Selaginellaceae
Product: probable cation transporter HKT9
Exons: 3
Coding region: 840-3080 (746 amino acids)
Biological process (GO): monoatomic cation transport; transmembrane transport
Cellular component (GO): plasma membrane
Molecular function (GO): monoatomic cation transmembrane transporter activity
Source: RefSeq, a predicted model, not a curated record